UACAGUGAGAGAGAGAGAAAAAGAUUUAUAAGUUGGAAAUAAUUUUCUUGAUUAUUAUUUAAUAUAUUGUUAUAAAUUAAUUACAAACUUUCGAAAAGACUCCAAAAUUGCAGUCCUUAACGGGGCUUUUCAUACCACAGCCCCAAACCCAAACUUACCAAAUUCUCCCCCACACACAGUCGUCCGAUAACCCUACCAACCCCUCACGCCUCAAAUCGAUGAAUAGAAACACCCGAUCAGUGGGAACCCUCAUCUUCCUCAUCCUCCUCGUCUCCACACCAUCACCCACUCGCUCCAUCUCCAUUCUUCAAUGGCGGACCGUCUUCUCACUCGCCCACUCACUCCUGACUCGCGUCGCCAACCUCCGAGCCUCGCGAGGCGACUCGGCCGGGUCGGAGAGGGCCAGGCUCCUGGCGGAUAAGCUCGAGCGAGGGCUAGGGUUAGGGUUCUGGAAGGUGGCGUGGUCCAUGGGCUCGAACUACUUGAGGAACUACGCGUGGCGAGACGUCGCCUCCACGGACCUGUUCGGCACCGUCAACGACAUAAACGCGUUGCUGAGGUUUCUGAAUGAGCUGACUCAGCUAGACUCGGACGUGGAUCGAGCCGCGUGGCUGCAGCGAAAUUAUCGAGCCGUGCUUAGGGUUUCGAAUUCGCUGGUUCGCAGAUCCCUCAACACGUUUCGGCAAUCGGGGCCGCUGAGGGAGAUGGUGGAGAGGGAGGUGGUGGAGGGUGGAUUGCUGAGGGACUGCCUUGAAUUGGGGAGCAGUGACCUGAGGGGUUUGAUUCAAGUGCUGAAGGAUUUGGCGUCCCAGAUGUCCGCCGAUGAACGUGAUCUUUGAGAAGAAAAACACAACAAAAUUGGACGGUGAUACAUUGAUUUUUUUUAAUAUAAAAAAUAGGCACAUAUGAUUGAUUGAUCAUGAUUAUUACUUCUUUUUGUUCUUUCUUUGAUUUCUCGAUACCCUGUUUGUAGAUGUCUUUUUUGCUUUUUUGGGAGUUACAGUAAAAAUUCAUGAACUAUUUUUUCAUUUUUCUAACUUUAAUUCAAUACAAAGAAUCUCUAAAUAUCUAAAUAUUUGGAAUUAA
Messenger RNA from Malania oleifera, 1086 nucleotides. RefSeq lists its product as uncharacterized. The transcript is spliced from 2 exons. The record is from RefSeq and is a predicted model, not a curated record. NCBI's taxonomy places the organism in Eukaryota, Viridiplantae, Streptophyta, Magnoliopsida, Santalales, Ximeniaceae. The coding region runs from base 219 to 839 and encodes 206 amino acids.